GAGUGCCACACGCAGUAGUAGUCACGGUCAGGGAGGAGGGUCGCCCGCCGUCUCGCGGACAGCUCUUGCUCGCGCGGUCUCCUCUCUCGACUCGCGUCCGUACGAUCUUGCGGUUAUAUCGGUAUACCGCCCGCGAAUAAUAAACGCCACCCGUCGCGUCGCGUCGCGUCGCGUCCUUCUCGUCUUCGUCUCGCCUCGUCUCGCCUCGCGUCUUGACGCGCGGUAACUCGCCCGUAGUAACGUCGUGCAGCGCGCGCGAUUACUCCGAAACGUGAAACGGAGCGCGGCCCGGUGCGCGGUGUUAGAAUCCGUGCGCAACGUGUUUUAAGGCGCGGCAACCUCGGAGUAACGUAUCGCGAGACAACGCCGUGUCGUGGCAACGCCGCCGUCACACCGUGUGUGCGUCACGCGCGUCUUCGCUCCCGUAAACGCGAAACACCCGCGUCUCGAGUCUCGAGGUGCCGCGCGAGCAUACACGUCGCCCGUCGGUUGACUGUGCCGCGACGGUGAAUUAGUGCUCGCGUCGUGGCGCCCGUCGUCGUCGUCUUCUUCGUCGUCGGGCGUCAUAGUGCAGACGUCUCACUUGAGAGCGUCUAUCUCUGAGUACGGUGUCGGUGAACUGGAGUAGAAUGUAACGUGUUCUGUCAGUGACAUCAUCGGUGAUCAUCAAUUGCAGUGUGCGAAACAGUGAAUACAAGCGGGACGUCUCGAAGCGUCGGCGUCGUGCCACGUGUAUCGCGGAUGUGAAGAGAACAGGAAAGUGGACGAGAUCGACUUGGUGUUUUGCAGCCAACACCGGUCAGCACACAGUACCUAAGCACAAUUGUCUCGAUGCGGCACGUUCGGCUGGCAGACCUCGCGAUCGCCUCGCGCACAAACGCGCUCUAGAUGCGUUUUCCACGUUACACUUCCCUCUCAACAAGAUAAUUCGCCGGUGUUGUUAAUAUCGCGCGCGGAGGUCAAGCCACGUGCCCGCGCGCGCAACGGGCCGAGCGUUCGUGACAUGCGGGAUUAACGACCGCGGGCCCUGUACCCCCCGUGUGUACCCGGACGUCCGAGGUAGUGCCGCCGCAAUGAUGAUGAUGAGGAAGCACGUGUACCCGGCAACAGCCAUAGUCGUAGCCGUCGGACAAGUUCUUCAGCAAACGAUACCUACCGCCGAGCUCUGCUGACGCUCGUCCGCGACAGUUUGAAUUUAGCGUCGGCUGCCGUUUCGUUUUCAACGACGCCGUCGGCCGUCCUUGUGUGCGCGUAUGUGUGAGUCUUUCAAAAUACAGAGGACGAAAGACAACAAAAGGAAAAGCAGAAGGAAUCUUAGGAGAGGGAGAAACGGAGAGAGAUAGAGAGAAGGAUCAGUAGAGCGGAACUGCAGCAGCAGGCCGACGGAGCACGGAUUGUCCAAGUGCCGAGUGCGGCGUCAGUUCGUGCGCCAGUGACGACGCAUCCCGACGGCUCCUUCGUCGAGCUUCAAAAAGAAGAGAAAGAAGAGAUUUCUCUCGCAGCGUGCCGUCGGAAUUCGGAGACGUGAUCCCCUCGUCUUUUUCCGUCGGACAACCUUAUCUUUACCGUGAAAGUCUAACGUCACGCAGCGCGUCCGAGCAUUAAGCUUAGCGCGCGCUAUAACAGUGCCGAGAAAGUGUAGUGAAGUGUCUCGCUUGCUUACAUUGUGGGAAAAUACAGCCGCUACGGUGGCUCAGCACGCAGAGUUCCCCGGCGCGGCCAGGGCGUUCAUGGCGCAGCCAAGGUACGACGAUGGCGGGCUGCACGGGGGUUACCUCGAGGGCGGUGGUGGCGGUGGAGGCGCAGGACUAUACGAUCCACAUGGCAGUGCCCGCGGUGUUCCCGGUCUCCAUCACAGCCCACACCUGGGAGGUAUGGGACCUGCCCACCCCCAAUACCCACCGCCUCCUCCUCAGCCGCCACAACAUGUUCUCGCGGCGGCAGCUGCGGCCGCGGCCUCCGCGGUGCCAGAUGUCCACAAACGCGACAAGGACGCCAUAUACGGACAUCCCCUGUUCCCGCUUCUCGCACUCAUAUUCGAAAAGUGUGAGUUGGCAACGUGUACACCACGCGAGCCCGGUGUAGCCGGUGGUGACGUAUGCUCGUCAGAAAGCUUCAACGAGGACAUCGCCGUCUUCUCAAAACAAAUCAGACAAGAGAAGCCGUACUACAUUGCGGAUCCGGAGGUGGACUCGCUAAUGGUUCAAGCGAUUCAGGUCCUCCGGUUUCACCUCCUCGAGCUCGAAAAGGUACACGAGCUGUGCGACAACUUCUGCCACCGGUACAUCAGCUGCCUGAAGGGCAAGAUGCCGAUCGACCUCGUGAUCGACGACCGGGAGAGCUCGAAGCCACCCGAGAUGGGUAACGGUCUGGACGGUAGCGGACCCAGAAGCACCGCCGACAGCACCAGCCAUACGGACGGGGCCAGCACGCCGGACGUCAGGCCGCCUUCCUCGUCGCUCUCGUAUCCUGGCGCGGGUGCUAACGAUGACGCCCGCAGCCCCGGGAGUGGUGGUACACCCGGACCCCUCAGCCAGCAAGCGCCAGCCAGUUUGGACUCCUCGGACCCAGAUGCAAUGGGCAAAUGGUGUCCUCGUAGAGAAUGGAGUUCGCCUCCGGACGCGCAACGCGCGGCGACCGACGCGCGUCGUGGUGUCCUUUAUUCCUCGGUUUUCCUCGGCAGUCCCGGUGACGCGAGUAACGCGAGUAUCGGUAGCGGCGAGGGUACGGGCGAGGAAGAUGACGAUUCGUCAGGAAAGAAAAACCAAAAGAAACGGGGUAUCUUUCCUAAGGUUGCGACGAACAUCCUCAGGGCGUGGCUCUUUCAACAUCUCACGCAUCCGUAUCCCUCGGAAGACCAGAAAAAACAGUUGGCACAGGACACGGGGUUGACGAUCCUUCAAGUUAACAACUGGUUCAUAAACGCGAGACGUAGAAUCGUUCAACCGAUGAUCGACCAGAGUAAUCGAGCCGUGUUUCCACCAUUGUCCGCAGGACCAAGCGGGGCAUACAGUCCGGAUGCGACGAUGGGCUACAUGAUGGACGGACAGGCGGCCAGCAUGAUGCACCGACCGCCUGGCGAUCCUACCUUUCACAAUCAGUACCAUUAUCCAGAGUACUACGGACAUCACUUAUAAAGGAUCGUUAACCUCGGAUGUUUCAGGAGUACUUGCAAAUUGAAAUGGACGAUGAAACGACGGUUCCAACGACACGAAAAGCGUGACGGACCUACCGUGCACCGUUGGCGUAGAUCAGAAUUGGAGGACAACGAUGACCUCCAGGGCGAUCACCAUGGUAGUCCUGAUAAUUUCUUACUACGCCGUACGUCGAAAUUCGUGACACUUGGAUGCUUGGGAACGAGGAAAAGAAGAAAAAGCCAAGUUUCAAAGAGAAAGGACAAGGUAGAUGAAACGCCGCGGGAGGCCGACAAGAGGAAGAUCAUAGAGACCGUCGAAGGAAGAAGGACGGUUACGAGGUGGGGAAAAGUAGCUACGAAAGCGAUGCGAGAAAAGAAGGACACAAGGGGAAUGAAGCCGCGGCUUGGUCUCGAUCGAGAAUGACGCGGCCGCGAAGAAAUUCAUGUGAUUGUUCUUUGUACAAAUAUCGCGGUGUAAUAUUGUAGUGAUUGAAGAAUUUAAAUGUUAAAUUUUAAUACAGUCGCGAUCGAGAUAUAUUAAUGAAAUAUAAGUGAUAUAUAGGCAAUUUAGCGGGCAUGUACAUUAAAAAGGAGAGGCAAAUACACCCGGUGCUCGCACGGAAUAGAGAAUAUAUUCAAGUGCACAGACGACGCAAAAGAAAAAGAGUACGAGAGGUAUACAAAGACGAGGACAAACGAAGUGGCGCUAUAUAUAUUGGCUUUUCUUGCUACAAAGAAAGAAGAAUGGGAAAACAAAGAAUAGGAUAAGAAAUCGAGAAGAAUUUGUUUUUAUCGUUAUUUUCUUCAUCCAUUUUCAACGAGAUUUUAUGAUCGGAAAAUGCAGAAGGUAAGUACGCACGAAACAAGAAAAGAAAGAUAAGCAAAGCAAAUGACUGAUAUUAAAAAUGAUGGACUUUGCGGACUUUUCUACUAUAUUAUACAUAUGCACUAGUAGCAAUGUUCUGUUAUGGUUUGUAAAUGUAUAUAUUUCUAUUUAGCUUGCUGCGUCAAAGAUUCAUGUUAGUAUUUAUUAUUUUUUUCCGUUUGACAUUAUGGUUUCCAUACAACAUCGUGCUCAAUGAUAUUUUCGUGAUCACGAAAAUAACUUACAAUUAGUUAAGUCAUUAAAAUUUGUUUACGCAAUGGUUUAUUGAAAUUUUCGAAAAGACUCGUGAGACAUGAAAAUACGAUACUAUAAUACUAAAUCGGAAAUACUACCUAUAUCGAAUUUAUAUCUAAUGAAAGUUUUUUUGAAUUUUCGAAAGAAUGGAUCUCGAUUAGUUGAAGAGCGAUCAACGACAAUUCGAAACAAUGAGUGUUUUUCAAAUUUAGUAUUUUCUAUAAAUCGUAUAUACCUAUUCAUCGAUCAAUCAGUAUAUAGCACCAGCGUUUAUUUAUGCGGAAAUGAUCAUCUAGGUGCUUGUAUGCAUGAGCGCGUUUCUGCAAUUACUCGUGCUCGCGGACGAUCCUCCUGUUGAAAACAAUUAGCAGCGAAUUCGCGAUAGAAAAAUCCUGUCGAAUUUGACAUUUAAUUUACCCUUUCCUCACCGACACAUGACGAUCUAGUUAUAUCAUCGCGAUAUCGCUGCCAACUGUCUUCCCUAUAUGUGCGUAUUUUUUUUUUGUGCAUAUACGCACAUUCAUCCGCGACUUAUUGUUAUGGCCAUCUGCAAAUCUGAGAAAAAAUUCCUUGUCUUUUUGCUUUCGAUCUUUCUCGCGCUCUUUUCUUCCCGUUUCACGGCUCGUUUUCAUCGCUGAUUCCGAUAUUUAAAUAUUUUUGUUACUUUGCGCACAAUUCGUCAUAUACGUAUUUCUUAAAAUUAUUAUUAUCACGCACGUUUUUGUCCGAUAACAAUAACAUGUUUCAAAUUGAACGAAGAAACAAGUAGAAUGCUAAUUAAAUUCCAAUUAUAUUUACCUCUUCCAAUCGCUCGUCCCUUAUUCUCCCGUUACGAUUUAUAUUGUGGAGGAAUCUUUAUAUUUCUAUACAUGAAAUCUUCUAUCGCACACGCGGCUCUGAUAUACGUAAAUACAAGCAAACGGUGAUAGAAAGUAAGAAAAAGAGAGAAACGAACAUGCGAAUGAUGGAACAGGAGCGAGGGGAAAGAGUGUUUUCGAAGAAAGAAUGAAUUUUCGAGAGACCUUUAUAACGCGAUAUACCAGACAGAGUAUGAGUAUUAAAAGAAAAAAAUUUUAAUGAAAUUAAAACGUCGAUUAUACGUGAGAGCGAAUUCACGACGAAUAAGGGUACGAAAUAAUAAAAAACGCCCCUCGUUAACGUCACAUGCGUCAGGCGAGGACGCGUGUCUCGUUGAUCUCUCGACGAUCGAGACACGACGCCGACGGUUCGUCCGAAAGGAUGGAUCAUCGGUACCAUUCUCUCUGAUCGACAGAGCACGACGAGCAAAAUGAGGGAACGACGAGUAGAAGAAGAGGGAGCGGGAAGAAGAAGAGAAAGAGCAUAAGACAAAAAUUUUAUCAAUAUUUUCAAUACAUCCGCAUACACAUGCAAAUCUUGUAUAAAAGUUUUAAUAUAACACAAUUGCUCCUGCCGGGAGCCGAGCGACGCGUCGGCAACGCAUUGGUGUUCCUCACAACAUAUCUUACUUGAAAUUUAUUUAGGAAUAAUUCCGACAGAUAAGAUUCCGCGCAAGAAACGCGACAACAAUUUCGAGAUUAUGUAAAUCAUCAAAUUUCUUCUGCGGCUAAAGAGGGACGUCAAUGUUGGACGUUGUGCCUCGCGCGAUCGGCGUUCUAGUAUACUAAACUAAAAAAAAAAAGAUAACCCACGUAUACCGAAAGACUCAGGUGCGAGAAAAGUCAGUAUAGUUAUUAUCCUGAUUAAAUCGGAAGAAUUACUCAAAUUUGUAAGUUACAGUGUACGUACGUCGCGCAAAACGUACGUGUAUAGCUCCUCUAUGUGAGAAGCGCGCUAAUCGAUCGUACGAUCAUCCGCAACCGUUUUCCCCCAUUAAGAGGAGAACGUGUAAAGAAAGACUUGUUGGUCAUAUAAAUUUACCAAGUCCUUCGACACAAGUCGCAUGAACUCUUUCGUCAAGGAAAUUAAUCACAACUGAAAACAGUAUACGAUAAAAGACGAAUGAAAAUUGUAUACGUUUUACAUGAGAUUACGUCGCCGAGAUUUAUACAAAUGCAAGAUUAUCGAUGAAAAUUAAUACUAUUUAAUUAAUUUGAUAUUUUCUUUUUUAUCAAUUUUUAAUGAAUUUUUAUCAUUUUAUUUAAGGCGAUACUGGAGCGACUAGCCGAAUUCCAAUAGUGUCGUUGAUUUACCGAUGAUUUGUGCACAUGUAUGCGUGUGAUAUUGAUGUAGUAAUAUGUAGUGAUGUGUUUAUGUUUACUAUCCAUCAAUAUCGCACACACACAUUGUAAAAAAUUUUCAUGUACAUAUUUCUCGAAAAUUAAAUAAAUCUAAUUCUACAAAUAGUACUCCAUUUAUUAUUGUACUCCAAUUAUUAUUGUUUCUUCAUGUAAUCUACUAGUCUAAUCAAUAACUGUAAUUUCAUAAGUAUGAGUUGCUUUUAUAUCAAGUACACGAUGUCUCAACUUGUUGUCUCAGCUCUAGACACUACAUACAGUUAAAAAAUGGUAAAGAAAAUUUAAAUUAUAAAAAUUUUUUCCGUUCUCGGCAUAAACUCCGAGCGUCCGACACGUAUUAAUGCGUAUACUUUAAUUCUGAAAAAGAACUUUCAAAUUAAAGUAAUACGUAGAAAUUCUAACACAUAAAUUAUUAUUUUUAAUCAGUAAAACAAACAGAUCUAGCAUCGCCUUAACAAUCAUCGUAUAUGCAAGAAUUGAGUCUAGGACACGCGUAUAAUUUCGGCGCGCGAAAUCUUCUCGAUUAAGACUAAAAUUAAUAUUAUAUUAUUUACUAUUUAAUGAUAAAUCUAUAAAUAUAGUUAUUGAAAACGAGACAAUCACACAAAAACUUAAAUGUCGAUGACUAUCGACAUUUCCUCUGUCGCGUGUAGUGUAGCCAAAGGCAAUGGAAUUUGGCAAUGAAUUAUAUUUGUUGAAUGAUAUAUUGUUUAAUUUUGUUAAGAUCUGUCUUUGGCCAUACACGACGAUAAGUUAAGUCAUGCGUGAUAUAUGCGAUCGUGAGCAAUUAGUUUCCCUAACGAAGAGUCAUUUUUAAUAAAAUUAUAGUAAAAAUAUUUACAUACACAAAUCUGAUUGCAAAAUAAUCUUAAAGUGUAUGUAUGUAUAAUAAUUAAAUUUUUGUAAUGUAAAAUUAGUUUUUCUGGUAAUUAUUUGUGUCACAUAAUGUGUUAAUAAUAAUAACAGAUUCAGUUUAGAGUUAUGCAUUAAUGCAUAUAUGUAUGUGCAGAUAAUUCGAAAAAUUGGAAAAAUAGAAUUAAUUUUAAAAGCAGACAAAGAUCGCACGGAUAAAGAUCGCACGAUCGAGAACACGCGCGAAUAUCGGCACAAUUCGAGCAAAGAACGGAGCGAGCGGACGUCAUAUUGGCUGUUCGUUUUAUAAAUGAGUUCACUCGAUUGAAUCAUCGCCUUAAAAAUGUAUACGAAGUAACAGUAAGGUCUGUCUAAAUAAUAAUCAUGUUAGAGGGUAAAUCAUAACAAAGAUUUUAUGAGCGGCGACACGAGCGACGAGGAUAACGAGAGAGGGUAAAUGCAUGCAUGCAUGCGCGUGCGUUGUAUAUGUCUGUAUGUAUGUGUAUAUGUUGAAUGUAAAUGUGGAAAAUGCGUGCGUGAACAGUAGCAAAGCCAGAGAGGAAACAAUGUAUAACUAUUGUAUUGUAUAAUUACGGACGAGAUGGAUGGUUAAUUGCUACGACAUCGAUUAUUGCGAUGAUGAUCAUAAUAAUGAUGAUGACCGUUCGCACUGUCAUGUCGCAAAAAUCAUAGCAAUCAUUAUUAUAAUCAUAAAAGCGAUGCGAAUCGACCAUGAUAAUGGCGGGGGGGGGGGGUCUGUAAAACUAAUACAAUAGUGACGCAUACGACGAAGACAUGAUGUGUAUAAUAAGCUAAAAUUUUAUUAUAUCGGUAUGAAAUCAGAUUUUUGCAACUGUUUGCGUAUUGACGACCUAUUGACGCCCUUAAAUAAGAGAACGAAAAAAAACUGCAAAUAAAUUAAAGGAAAAAGAAUGAAAUAUAUGAAUUGUGUUCUGCUUUGUAAAUCGUAUUGCUCUUCGAUAUUAACUUACGAUUGUGAUAGCAAAAGGAACGAAAAAUGGGAUAAAGAGUGAGAAGGAUGAAUGAAAGAAGAAAAAAGAAAAGGAAGAGAAUAAAUGAGAGGAACGUGUGCGAGGGAGAGCGUGAGAGAAAUGUGAUUGCGGUGUAGUUAUGUAUGGCAGUCGAAAAUCCUUUCUACGUGCUUAUCGCGAGCGGAGGAGAUGUGCUCGUUGCCCGGAUUGUACACUCUCGCGUAUACGAAAAGAUAAGGGAAACGUGGAAAGACGCUGGUCAAAGUUAAACGGAGAAUCGAACGAUGGGAUACCGCACGUUGAUGUAAAGUAUUAAGUAUUAUGGGACUACGUGCAUACAUAUAGUUGUACUAAGGGCACAAGCCUCUCGAACCAUCACACGUACUAAGACACGCGUACUCACAUGCAUUCAGAGUCACACACAGAUAAACACAUACACAAUCAUACAUAUAAAACACAUAUACGACACAUACAGGUACAUACAAGGUAUACAGAGAAAGGGAGAGAGAAAGAGAGAGAGAGAGAGACAAAAAGAUCACAAUUGAUCAAUUGUAUACUUGAACUGAUUGGUUCUGUUUUAUUAAACUCACAGAUCGAAAUCACGUAAUGAAAGGAAGAAUGAUGUCAAAGGUGGUCUAUGUUAGAGAGUGUCCAUUGUAUAGUGUUUUUUGAAACGUGAGCAUUAAAUGCUACAUCUUGUGUA
Messenger RNA from Wasmannia auropunctata (little fire ant), 9019 nucleotides. It is a transcript of the gene hth, whose product is annotated as homeobox protein homothorax. The transcript has 15 exons. Bases 1731 to 3137 code for a protein of 468 amino acids. Gene Ontology annotation, biological process: brain development; positive regulation of transcription by RNA polymerase II; positive regulation of cell population proliferation. NCBI's taxonomy places the organism in Eukaryota, Metazoa, Arthropoda, Insecta, Hymenoptera, Formicidae. The record is from RefSeq and is a predicted model, not a curated record. Gene Ontology annotation, molecular function: RNA polymerase II cis-regulatory region sequence-specific DNA binding; DNA-binding transcription activator activity, RNA polymerase II-specific.